AUGUUAGGAUUGGCCGGCUCAUCUUCGGAAUCCGAAAAGAAAACAGAGACAGAACAGAUUGUUUCAGUGACAUAUCUAAUAUACGAAGAUCUUUUUCCCCUGUUUGAGGUCACUCCUACCUCGUACGAAUCAGUUACAUGGAAUCAUGCAAAGAGGCUUGAAAGCCGAAAGGCCAGAAGAACUACAGAACCACGCCCACCAGAGCUAAAGAAAGAUAGACCGAAGGGACUUGCGGUAAGCCGCCAUUUUGUGUACGUACCGUCCCUUCGCAGUUUCGGUGAGGAGGGAGGUGGUUACUAUUAUGCCUAG
This is a messenger RNA of Dovyalis caffra, 309 nucleotides long. NCBI's taxonomy places the organism in Eukaryota, Viridiplantae, Streptophyta, Magnoliopsida, Malpighiales, Salicaceae. The record is from the annotation of a GenBank genome assembly.